AGGCCCGUGUUGGUUCUUCAGAAUGACUCUCUCUACUCCCAGAGACGUCCUUACACCAGUGAGGAUGAGGCCUGGAAAACCUUCCUUGAAAAUCCCCUUACGGCAGCUACCAAAGCUAUGAUGAGCAUCAAUGGUGACGAAGACAGCGCGGCUGCCCUCGGACUGCUGUAUGAUUACUACAAGGUUCCAAGGGAGAGGAGAACUUCAACAGCUAAACCAGAGGUAGAACAUCCUGACCAAGACCAUAGCAAAAGGAACAGCAUCCCAAAUGUGACAGAACAGUCGCUCGUUUCUGCUGGAGAAAACAGAGUCCAGGUUCUGAAAAAUGUGCCUUUCAACAUUGUCCUUCCACACACGCCCCAGAUGGGCAUGGACAAGAGAGGCCACCUUACGACCCCCGACACGACAGUCACCGUUUCGAUUGCCACGAUGCCCACCCAUUCCAUCAAAACGGAGACGCAGCCCCACGGCUUUGCGGUGGGCAUCCCGCCGAGCAUCUACCACCCCGAGCCCCCCGAGCGGGUGGUGGUCUUCGACAGGAACCUCAACCCCGACCAGUUCAGUUCCAGCACCCAGCCUCAGAACUCCCAGAGGCGAACACCGGACUCCACCUUCUCCGAGACUUUCAAGGAGGGCGUGCAAGAGGUUUUCUUUCCUACUGAACUGAAUCUGCGGAUGGCCAACAUGAAUUCAGAAGAUUAUGUUUUUGACAGCAUUUCUGGGAAUAACUUUGAGUACACUCUGGAAGCCUCCAAGUCCCUCCGACAGAAGCCUGGGGACAGCACGAUGACUUACCUGAAUAAAGGUCAAUUUUACCCAAUCACGCUGAAAGAAGUCAGCAGCAGCGAAGGAAUCCAUCACCCCAUCAGUAAAGUCCGAAGUGUCAUCAUGGUCGUGUUUGCUGAAGACAAAACCAGAGAAGAUCAGCUCAGGCACUGGAAAUACUGGCACUCAAGACAGCACACAGCCAAACAAAGAUGCAUUGACAUAGCUGACUACAAGGAGAGCUUCAACACCAUCAGUAACAUUGAGGAGAUUGCAUACAACGCCAUAUCCUUCACUUGGGACAUCAAUGAGGAAGCAAAG
Molecule: messenger RNA, 1086 nt
Organism: Eurypyga helias (sunbittern)
Lineage: Eukaryota; Metazoa; Chordata; Aves; Eurypygiformes; Eurypygidae
Gene: GRHL1
Product: grainyhead-like 1 (Drosophila)
Exons: 7
Biological process (GO): regulation of transcription by RNA polymerase II
Cellular component (GO): nucleus
Molecular function (GO): RNA polymerase II cis-regulatory region sequence-specific DNA binding; DNA-binding transcription activator activity, RNA polymerase II-specific
Source: RefSeq, a predicted model, not a curated record